This is a messenger RNA of Sceloporus undulatus (fence lizard), 784 nucleotides long. RefSeq names its product coiled-coil-helix-coiled-coil-helix domain containing 5 (gene CHCHD5). NCBI's taxonomy places the organism in Eukaryota, Metazoa, Chordata, Lepidosauria, Squamata, Phrynosomatidae. The transcript is spliced from 4 exons. The record is from RefSeq and is a predicted model, not a curated record. Bases 125 to 418 code for a protein of 97 amino acids.
GGCUACUGCCUCAAAUGUCCUGAGCAUGCGCAGAAGAGUGGCCCUAGUAGUAGCGACAGAGCAUGCGCGGCCAGCGAGAGGAGGAAGAAGAGGCUCAGUUUGCCCUUGAAGGAGAAGCAUCAAGAUGCAGGCAGCCUUGGAGGUAACAGCACGUCAUUGCCGCAAAGAAACUGAAGCAUAUGGCCAAUGUGUCGCGGCCAACCCUUCCUCCUGGCAGCAGGACUGCCACCAGCUCAAGGUUGAAAUGGCCAAGUGUACCUCUUCCCACCCAAUUGUACAGAAGAUUCGUCGUGAUUGUGCUGAACCAUUUGCUGCUUUUGAACAGUGCCUUAAACUAAACCAGACGUCUGUGGUGAACUGCACAGAACACGUCCAGCAGUUUUUACUCUGUGCUGACAAGGUGAAACUGGCCACAUAAGUAUGAAACAGUGAUGUCUUCUUCAGUAGUAAAUUUGUCAUUCUUCAGAGUUCUGACUAGACUAAAGGUUCCUACCAAGAAUGACAGCAGCAUCAUGUACAUCCUCAAAAUACUGUUCAGACACAGGAAUCCUUCCCAGACCUGGAUGCCAUUUGCCCAGCUAUGGUUACCCAUGUCAUCUCAGCUUGGCAUGUUGAGUUACUGCUUUUUAUGGAAAAGUCAUGGAAGCUGCAUUGGCAUGACACCAGGAUCAUAACUCUUCUUACAAAGCCAAAACUGCCUCUUGGAACCCUCUGUAUAUGUUUUCCUAUGCCUGCCCGGAUCUUACCUGGACAUGGUGCAAUAAACUGCAAAGCACAGACCAAA